AUGGCGGCCGAGACCACGACAACCUUUCCCUCCCUCCAGGAGUACAUCAGCCUCGUUAUGGCUGAAGAGAUGCCCUGGGAAGAUGUCACGCUGGUCGUGACCAAAAUGUGCAUCUUCUUCAUCAUAUACCACCUCGCCCGCCACCAAGUCCUCUCUGCCAUGUAUGAGGCAGUACAGAAUCCCGAAGUCGGCCUCCCACAACUCCACGACUCGGUCUCAAAAUACCUCACCCAUAUCCUAAAGACUCUUCACGUCGGCGCCUUGUUGCUGCUCAUGGCACUGGUGCUAGGAAUACCCGGGACAGCGAUCGUCUGUUACCUCUUGAUCAUCUUCUUCUUCCUCCAAGAAUGGCGUGGCGCAGCCACGAAAACUUUCAACUUCAUCACCGCCACUUUGUCAAGUCUCUUUCAAAAAUACAAGGACUCUGUCGACCUGGUCGCUCUCCUCUUUGGAACGAUCUUGUUCAUUUAUAGACUCUGCUCCAGCACUUGGCAAGCCCUUUACUCUCUCAAACAUCUCUGCGCCCACAUCAUCAACAGCCCACAUUGGAGUACGCUCAAGAGCGCCUUGGACUCAGUCACUUGUCCCGCCUUGAAGUAUCUUCAAAAGCGCACACAAUUCGUCGCCGCCCUCGCCAAUUCAACCUCGGAGCUUUUGUUCCGACUACGGGGCGGCCGUGAAGCCCUCAGAGCGGCGUUGGAGAGGAACGCCCAACUCUGUGAGGAGAAUGCGCGGCUCGCAGCAGAGAUUGCGGCCCUUCGGCUCCAGGCGACGCCCAAGGACAAGCAGGGGAUCUGGAUACAUGAGCGGCCGUCCUUUCCAGGACAGUCGCAUAGUUUCCAGGUCGAGCUUCUCAGUAAGCUCCGUCGGGACUGUCGGGUGGCGCAGAAGGAGAGUGAGCGAUGGCGGAUGGCCUGGGAGGAGUGCCAAGGCCGCAUUGCUGAGCUCGAGGCCUGCGACGCAGACGCAGAUGCGUGCGUCCUGGCUGCCACUUCCCAGAGAGAUGGGCGCAUCCGAGCCUUAGAGGCCGAGAAGACUGCCGUCGCCGCUUCGGCGGCUUCGAAAGUCAAUGCCAUGGCGUCGGCGCUUGAAGCUGAGAAGGCCGAGUCCCACAAACUCAGGUCUUCUCUUGAAGCUCAAGUGGCCAAGUCUGGCGAUCUCGAGUCUCGCCUUGGAUCUGAGAGGGUGGUCUCUCAGAGACUCGGUGAGGAGGCUGCUGUGCUUCGGCGUGGGAGGGACGCCGACUCAGCACUCCUCGAAAAGGUGAGGAUGGAGGCGGCCCAGGCCGAACGAGCAGCUGCGGACCGGGUCCGCGGACAGAAGGAUGCUGAGAUCAGCGUCCUGAAGGCACAGCUUGCGGAGGCUCAGGCCAACGCCGCGGUGGUCGUGGUGGACACCGCAGAGAUGGGGGUUCAGACCGAUCUUGCUGCGGAGGCAUCUCCGGUGGUAACGCCGGUAGAUGUCAAUGAUGCAGGCACUCAGACCGAGUGUAUCGGUCCGGACACCCAAUCUCAGCACGCCGCGUCUGAGGACUUGGAGUCCGAGCUGCUCGCGAGCAAGAAGGCGCUCGAGGAGAAAGGCAAGGAGCUGGCGGCGUACCAGCAAGCCUGGAAGAAGACCUCGGACGACCUCAUCAGCUGCAACACGGACCUACAGAAGGCCGUGAAGGAGACAACUGAGCUGCGUUCCCGGAACAUGAAAGGCGGCCAAGAAUUGCAACAGAGCAAGCGAGAUGUGGAGCAGCUCAGACAGCUGCUGGCCCACCGCGAGCAGGAGGCUGCAAACCUCCUGCAUCAGCUCACACACUGCAAAGAGAGCGCCGAGAAGCAGCAGCCAGUUGCGGAGGAGGUGAAAUACUGGAGAGGCCGAACGGAAACACUUUCGACUGAGAUGGCGAACCUGCGUGCCGAGAACCUGAAAGCCAAGGGACAACUGGACGAAGUCCAGGAGAGAUUCCGGACUGGCGAAAAGCAAUACUAUGCACUCCAGCGCGAUAUGAGGCAGCAACUGGACACGAAAGAGAAAUCCUACAAGGAACUCGAGAAACAAUUGAAGGCAGAGCUCGAAAUGCGUGCCAGAGAUGUUCAGGUCCAGGCUCUCAUGCAAAACAGCCAAGUCGAAAGCUUGCAGAAGCAGGUCAUGUCCAAGGAUUUCGAGAUUCGCGAUCUAAGACAACAAAUCGACCAGCACAAGAUGGAUUCCGAAGUCGCAGUCACCACUCCAAGAUCAGACCGCAUAGGCGCUUCCCCCUUUCCCACACCGAUCAAGACCCCUAUCUCUAAACUACUCGAGAACAAAGUCCGCGAACAUGCAGAGGACAUGAAGAAGCAUGCGAUCGAGAAGCAGCAACUUGAAAGCAGAAUCGCAGCACAAGCGCAGGAUCUCCAGAAACUGUGGGAUACCAAAGAUCAACUCGAGCAAGACAAACUGAGAUUGGAGGCCGAGAAUAAGAAUCUUCAGGACCAAAUUUCCGACGAAGCCAUGGACGUUGCUUUUGCCAAAGAAUUCCUCGAAGAAGACAAAGAAGACAUUAAACAAGCCCAAGAAGAGGCUCAAAGUUGGAAGACGCAGUUUAACGAGGCGCAGGUGUCGGUGAAGAACAUGCAACUCGACUUGCAGUUCAAGGAAGGUCAAGUGGACGCAGCACGCAUGCAAGCAGAUCUGUACAAGAAACAAGCGCAGAAUCUCGAAGUCCAACAAGCACCGAACAGCCAGCAGGGUAAUCCACCGACCCUACGACUGAGACCUCAUAAACGCAGCGCCAGCCUAGACAGUCAGGAUGAAAAGCCGGGUCAGGACAUAAAGAAGAUUUUGACCAAACGUCAAUUCAAAGGAUUGCUGCCGUCAUCUCGACUUCACCAAGGACACAUGGUUCAAUCUCAACAGGCGCAGGCACCUCGGCCACCACAAGCGCAGGUAUUCCAACAUCUCCAAGCGCAGGCAAGUCAGCCAUCACAAGCGCAGAUAUUCCCUCCUCUCCUCCAAGUGCAGGUCAGCCAACCUACACAAGCGCAAGUACCUCAACCUCCACAAAUGCAAGCAAAUCAACUUGCACAAGCGCAGACAUUUCAACCUGCACACGGACAAGCAACUCAGGCCGCAACAUCGGAGACUGAGCAAGCCGACGAAAACAUGGACGAGUCAUCCAUUAUCUCGGAGGAAGAAUAAAGAGAGUCGCGCAACACAUGCACACGAACCAUAGGCUUACAAAAGCACUCACAAGGCAGCCAAGUACGGACUGCAACUUUCACUUUGAUGAAUAUGACGAAGAGUCAAAACGGACUCGGUGGAGGAUCAGGGACUUUCAAAUCGAACACAAAGGAAUCGCGAAGCGACAGACCAAGCACAAGGCAUUCAAAGAAAUGCAUGAUUCCAGACAAAGAGUCAGAACGGACUCGGUGGAGGACUAUGGGUAAAUUCAAACCGGAUUCAAAUUGGAAUCACGGAUCGGCAGGCGAAAUCACACAAAGCAUUCGAUGAAAGAGUGCAUUUGGACAUCGCAUUGCUGAAACAGGAGGAGUCAAAACGGACUCGGUGGAGGAUGAAGGAUU
Messenger RNA from Cladophialophora immunda, 3551 nucleotides. RefSeq lists its product as uncharacterized. The transcript has a single exon. The coding region runs from base 1 to 3168 and encodes 1055 amino acids. The record is from RefSeq and is a predicted model, not a curated record. Lineage: Eukaryota; Fungi; Ascomycota; Eurotiomycetes; Chaetothyriales; Herpotrichiellaceae.